Cyprinodon tularosa is the source of this 494-nucleotide messenger RNA. It is a transcript of the gene cox7a1, whose product is annotated as cytochrome c oxidase subunit 7A2, mitochondrial. The coding region runs from base 207 to 452 and encodes 81 amino acids. The transcript has 4 exons. Gene Ontology annotation, biological process: mitochondrial respirasome assembly; mitochondrial electron transport, cytochrome c to oxygen; regulation of oxidative phosphorylation. Lineage: Eukaryota; Metazoa; Chordata; Actinopteri; Cyprinodontiformes; Cyprinodontidae. The record is from RefSeq and is a predicted model, not a curated record.
CUGCUGCAGUCAGAAUUUAAUCCAAACCAUGUCUGCAGUGAGAUAAUCUCAGGUUGACCUGGGCUGCAAGCAGAAACUUCCUGCAGGCGGUUUGGUCUCAGCAGCUGAUCGUAGUUUGGCAGACGUUCAAAAACACUCCAACUGCCAGGAGGUGUGUGUCUGUGUUUGUGUCCUUGUGGGGGUAAAAUCAGGCAGCGCAGCUCGACAUGAAUCGCCUUCUGAAAGUUCCCAUUGUGGCCAGCCGGGCCUUCAGCAGCUCCAGCAGACACCUGAGGAACAAAGUUCCUGAGGCCCAGAAAGUCUUCCAGGAGGACAACGGGCUGCCGGUCCACAUCAAGGGAGGAACUACUGACGUCCUGCUCUACAGGGCCACCAUGGCGCUGACCGUUGCAGGAACCUGUUACUCUCUGUAUUGGCUGCUUGUUGCCUCUAUGCCACAGAAGAAGUCAUAAAGAUGAAGACGGACAGGAUCUGCACCAAGCAUUUCUCCAGCA